AUGAAUAAAAGCAAAAGAAGAUGCUAUUUCAGUAAGAGCCCAGCAUCUGAAAUUUCUGAAUAUGUUGGCUGUCCACUGGCUCAUCUGGGAUAGAGUGUUUGUGUUUUACAAAUCAGCCUGAUUUUUUCUUUUGUGUCUGACAUCCAUAUUCCUGAUGUGAACCACCCUGGUAAGGCAGAAUGGGGGGAUGAGGGGGGCUUGAAGCACCCCAGUGAGCUAUUCGGGAAGUCCAGAAGGCUCCAGAGCCAGCCAAGUCUUGCCAGGUGGCUGCGGAAAGUCAGCCCCAGUCCUUAUGAUCCUGGAGCUGGAGCACGUCCAUCCAGGCAGUGUUAUGAACCAGAUCCAGGUGGCUGGGCCAAGUCCCCGAGGCUAUCCCUGGGACCAGAAGGUAUAACCAGAGGGAAGCAUGGAUGUAAAUUCCAGGGCAUAAGACAAAAGCUCAUCAUAUCUGAGAAGAAGGAGCUGAAAAUGACUUUUUAAUAAAUGCUGGAAGGACACUGUCUCAUACUGAACUGCCUAUAAUAAAACUUAAGAAGUGCCUGAUUUUUGUUUCUGUCUGUGCCCUGUGGAGCACAUGUAACUUCAAAGGCAACUCUGCAGGGUGCAGGGAGAAAAGAUCAUGGUUUUACUUCUAAUUUUGGCACAAAUCCUCCAAACUAUUUUUGAUGGCUAGGAAACAAAACUUACAGUCCAUCUAGAUUCACUUGCAUUUAGCAGGCCCACCUUUGUUUUCCUGCAGCGACAGUUUUCAUUUCUUUAAUGUGUGCAUUCUCCCUACUUUGAGGCUUUAUUCUGUAGGAAAAAGACUAAGGUGACCCUAGAUGAUUUCAAGUGAAGCCUGGGACAGCCUGGUUCAUCAGUUGCCCCGCCCCUGUGCCGUUCCCCACAUUUUUUCUUCCCACCAUAAUAAAUGUCUUCAGAAUUUAAAACAGUGAUAUGGAUAAACAACAAAGUCGUACUGUAUAACACAGGGAACUACAUUCAGU
This is a messenger RNA of Odocoileus virginianus texanus, 986 nucleotides long. Lineage: Eukaryota; Metazoa; Chordata; Mammalia; Artiodactyla; Cervidae. The record is from RefSeq and is a predicted model, not a curated record.